This is a messenger RNA of Aspergillus tanneri, 3153 nucleotides long. Its product is annotated as KAR9 family protein. The transcript has a single exon. Lineage: Eukaryota; Fungi; Ascomycota; Eurotiomycetes; Eurotiales; Aspergillaceae. The record is from RefSeq and is a predicted model, not a curated record. Gene Ontology annotation, cellular component: mating projection tip; cell cortex; spindle pole body. Gene Ontology annotation, biological process: nuclear migration along microtubule; establishment of spindle localization; mitotic spindle orientation checkpoint signaling. Bases 1 to 3153 code for a protein of 1050 amino acids.
AUGCGGACCACUGCGGCGGCCCCCGACCUUCCGGACCCCGGUUUCAACACGUCGCAUCACCACCACCACCACCACCAGCAGGACGACGCCUCAUCCCCUCCACCGCCACCACCGGCGCUCUCAGUGACCACCCCUGAAGAACCCCUUCCGCGACGGAUCAAGUCGAAAUCCUCCCUGCGAAGUCUUCGGAGUUUCGGCAGCAGUCUCAACGACGAAGACCCCGAUGAUAGUGUCGACCAGUCCGCGUCCGACAAAUCGAUCGUUCGCCCCUCAAUCCUCCGUCGAUUGUCCCCGGGACUGGCGGCGCGAGUCAAGUUGUUAGACGGCAGUCAUCACAAGGCCGCGCAAUCUCGCACCUCUGGCGUGGUGGGUCGAAUCCCAGAAGAACACAUUAAGGAGUUGGACACCCUUCACAAGAACUUAUCGGCGUCCAUCAAGAUUGAGAAGAAAGGUCGCGCGUGGAAUGGUUUGCUUUUGACGAGUAGGGAGAAAAAGAAGCAAGGCGAUUCGGGUCUCCUGGAGGUGUUCGACCCGGACCUGUUAGAAGUGCCCUCGGAAUCAUCAUACGACAAGGCGCUGGACGAGCCCGCCCAAUUUUCCUCCCAAUUUCCCUCCCACUCAGACACACAUACUAUUGAAGACAUACCCCCAGACGAGCCCGUCGACCCGACAUCUCCAGACGGGGGAGCGUACGCUCCUGAAACAACCAUGACUGUCGCUCAACCCCUCCCAGCGCCGUGGCCCGUCGAUUCGCUACCCGACGCGGAAACAUAUGAACCCACUGAUUUCGAGAAGUACGUCCAGAGCACGAGCGAGAAGGAAAAAGAAAUGGAAACGGAAAGGUCCCAGUGCCCCCCGCCAUCUCCGCCCAAAGAUUUCCCGCCCGAACCGUCCAGCGCUUCCUCGCACUUUAACCCUGCCGGCUUGCAGCGUGCCGAGUCGAUAUUCUCCUUCUCACGAGCCUCGUUCAGCAAUCAACUCUCCCAACUCACUUCGAUCUCCCUCCCGCAGGCAUCAUCAUUGGCGUCCAGUAUCUCGGCACUCCCCAACGCCCACUCCGCCAUCAAGUCUCUCACGGGAGCAGCCGACCAAAUUCAGAUAUGGAUCAGGAAGGCAACCAGCGUACUGGAGGGCCUCGAUGCGGACGACGAUGUGGAGUGGGCGGCGGCGGGAGGGCGAGAAGGUCUCGACGACGUUGACAAAGCCAUCACGCAGUUUGAGGGUCUGAUCAACGUCUACGUGAAGGCGAUCGAAGAUGUGCAAUUACGGGACGAUAUUGAAGGUGUCGAGCCGGAGAGUUUGAGGACGAUCGUCACCCAGAUGGAUUUCAUUAUCCAAAAUUGGACACAUAUUAAGGCGCGACUCAGGGCCGUAAAAGAACAGGUGGAACUGGCCAUGGAGUGGGAAGAGCUGUGGAACAACAUUCUGGGGGAUGUAGGGGCUGAGGUCGGGAACCUGACACAGCUGAUCUUCCAGAUGGAGGAGAAGCGGCACCUGGUCAUGUCUGGGGGCCAGUCGCCCGGGAAUGCUGGGGUCGAUAUUAACGAACUCGAGACGAUCGUCGAAGAAACGCCCGGCAAUGGGAAUACGUCCAGCAAGCGGCUCAGCAUGGAACUCCCCGUCCCACCCACCUUCGAUACACCCAUCAUUCAGACACACCAGGAGGACACAUUCCACGCGGACCUGAUUGCCCUAUUCGCCCGCAUCCAGCCUCUACGGGCAUCCUUGGAUUUCUUGCCUAUGCGCCUGUCUUUGUUCCAAUCCCGGGCGGAGCGAGUGUUCCCGACUGCUUGUGGGGAGUUACAGCAGGGCAUUCACCGACUAGAAGAACGUUACAAGACGCUGGAGAGGGACGCGGAAGAUCUGCGCAAGGAACUCAGCGAGGACCGAUGGAUCCUGGUUUUUCGCAACGCUGGCGGACAGGCGCAGAAGAUGUUUCAGUCCGUGGAGAGAAGCAUCUCCAAACUCCAAGAAGCAUUGGAAUCGGGGGCAGAGUUCAACAAUCCCUCCAGACUGGCGAAGCGGAUCGAGAACUACGACGCCAAGAAGCAGCACUACGUGGCAGCGAUUGAACGCGUGGUUGCAAUCAUUCAGAAGGGCGUCAAGGAUCGACUCACGGUCAAUGGCGAGACCCUCACUCUCCUAUCGGACAUGACUUCCAAGCUGGACGCAUUGAAGGCAAGUAUCAGAGUCAUGGAUGCAUCGCUGGAGGACGUCCACAUCGCCCGGAGUCAGCAGUUGCGGGACUCGAUAUCUAGCAUCGUCACAAUGGACAGUCCGGCCACGGGGAGCGCGGUGGACACGCCGGGCAGCUCGCCGCCGUCGUCGGUGGUCAUGACACCUGGGAAUGCCCUCAAGGGAGCAUCGACACCGCUUGGGGGCUCUAGUCGACGCGGCAGCUCCGUCAGCUCCGUCGCACGCACAACCAUGUCCAAGGUCCGUCGAUAUUCUGGCCUGCCACAGCCCACGUCAGCCCUGACGGGGAAGUCCGCCAUUCCCAAACCUUCCCUGACUGCACCGUCGCCGUUGAAGACGAACGGUGGUGCUAUCACACCUACACCGGCAACGCGCAAAGCGCCGCGUCCGGUCUCUACCAUUCCCAAUCGUCCGCGGUGGAAUGGGAGUACGAAUACCAAUGACCUGCAAGUCGGCCAUAUCUACAAGCCCAAUCCUCUGACCACGCCAUUUCGCAAAUCCUCCGUCCCCAGCCGCCCUUCCUCCACCCUGCCCUUCCGCAGCAGCAUACGGCGGGAUAUCUCUGUCUCUCCUGCCCCCUCUGCCACCCGAUCUACAAGCCGUAUUUCGAGCCGGCUUGCGUCGCGAAGUCCGGUGCCUCCGCCGUCUCCUUCUCCCGGUUCUUCUCUUCUGGAUCCUCCGCCGUAUGGCAAACUCCGGCGACCGUCGGGAACAGAGCGGAUGGCCAACACGCCGCGGAAUCGACAAAGCUUUGCCGGGCUGUCGUUCAGUCGCAGUGUAUCGCAGGACCAGGGCCGGGGAUUGCUCAGUCCCACCAAGGCCGAGCGUCCCGGCACUGCACUGGGCCAUUCGGGCAGCCGUCGCAUUAGCCUCCUUCCUCUGCCUAAGGGCCGCAGCGGCCGGGACAGUGCUGCGGGCUCUCGUAGCAAACUUGCUGAUCGGCCCCCGUGGCGGUAA